Messenger RNA from Lingula anatina, 1734 nucleotides. RefSeq names its product putative pyruvate dehydrogenase E1 component subunit alpha, mitochondrial. Gene Ontology annotation, molecular function: pyruvate dehydrogenase (acetyl-transferring) activity. Lineage: Eukaryota; Metazoa; Brachiopoda; Lingulata; Lingulida; Lingulidae. Gene Ontology annotation, biological process: pyruvate decarboxylation to acetyl-CoA. Gene Ontology annotation, cellular component: intracellular membrane-bounded organelle. The record is from RefSeq and is a predicted model, not a curated record.
AUGUUGCAAAGCCCUUGGUCUUCAACUCAACAAAACCAUAAAUUGAUACUAAAAAUGCUUUCAGCUAUUUGCCAAUAGAUUUCUCAGACACCCGCAAACAAACUGAUCUCUACAUUUCCCGGUUGCUCCAGCAGAAAAUUAGGUGACCUCCAAGGUUUUCUGAUUUUCAAGCAAAUAACCAUGCUACGGAUUCUCUCAAAUUUGACCAGAAGCGGACACUGUGAUAAGCAGGGUUUACUCUGCUUGGUCAGUGUGAGAAAUGCAUCAACUGUUCCGGAAGCAAGUUUUGAGAGUCAGCCUUUCAAGCUUCAUCUGACAGAGGAAGGUCCCAGUACAACCACUAAAUGUUCACGCGAUGAUGCUCUGCUUUACUACAGACAGAUGCAAACCAUUCGAAGGAUGGAGACAGCUGCGGGGAACAUGUAUAAAGAGAAAGUCAUCCGAGGAUUUUGUCACUUAUAUUCAGGACAGGAAGCAUGCUGUGUUGGUAUGACUGCCUCUAUUCUGAAGUCUGAUGCUGUGAUCACAGCUUAUAGAGCUCAUGGCUGGACAUACAUGAAAGGUGUCUCUGUCACUGGAGUACUGGCUGAACUGACAGGUCGUAAGUCUGGCUGUGCUAAGGGAAAAGGUGGCUCUAUGCACAUGUAUGGAGACAAUUUUUAUGGUGGCAAUGGUAUAGUUGGGGCUCAGGUCCCAUUAGGAGCAGGGAUAGCCUUUGCCCAGAAGUAUAAUGGCACCAACAAUAUCACUCUGGCACUGUAUGGAGAUGGUGCUGCCAAUCAGGGGCAGUUCUUUGAAGCAGUCAAUAUGGCCAAGCUGUGGGAUCUGCCCUGUGUAUUUGUAUGUGAGAACAACAAGUAUGGCAUGGGGACAUCCGUGUCCAGGGCUUCUGCCAAUACAGACUACUACACUAGGGGACAGUACAUACCUGGAAUAUGGGUUGAUGGUAUGGAUGUGUUGGCAGUGAAGGAAGCCACACGCUGGGCUGCAGAGUACUGUCGCUCUGGCAAGGGACCUCUGUGUAUGGAAGUGGAAACGUACCGCUAUUCAGGACACAGUAUGAGUGAUCCUGGAACCAGCUACCGCACACGUGAGGAGAUUCAAGAAGUGCGCCAGGCAAGAGAUCCUAUCACCAAGUUCAGAGAAAAGAUUAUUGAGGCAAAUCUUGUCACCAGUGAUGAACUUAAGCAAAUUGAUGCUGAAGUUCGCAAGGAGGUUGAUGCUGCUGUACAGAUUGCCAAGACCGACUCAGAGCUCCCUGUGGAGGCCAUGUAUGACGAUGUCUACCACCAGGUGCCGCCAGGGUUCAAGAUAAGAGGGUGUGACAACCAGACAUGGGUAGAGACACAUGUCACACAACACUAGAGAUACUUGACUAUAAUUUCAGAGUAUGUCAUUGCUUAUUGUAAUUAGAUGAGAACUGUCAAUUUUACCAGAUACUUCUAUGGAUAAACAGCAAAUUGCUGUUAAGUUUCGUGCUGUGCAUAAUAAACUCUGCUGUAUACAUAUUUCCUCAGCUCAGAAAUGACAUUAUUAACCACUUACUCAGCAUUCUACUUUUGCUACUGCCUACAACUAAGAUCUGAGUUUUAUUAUUAUUUUGAUGAGUUGCCUUAUAUGGCUUAUUAAUAUUACUCAGCUGAGGACAUAUUCAAAGUGGUGCAGGUUAAACAAAAGCUAACAUGGAACACUGUAUUAAAAGACUGUGUCUAGAAUAAACAAAUUAUUUAUUAA